CUGGAAGAAGGAACGGAGCGCGGAGGAGCCAAGUGGCCCCGAAACGGCGCAAGUCCGCGACGACCCUACGCGAAGUCGCAAGAGUGCCAAAUGAAGACAACAAUGACCCUUCGCAAGAGCAGCGCGCAGACUCCAGACCUUGUAGGCGUCGUAAAGUGACCUCAACCGCUUGCUUCUGGGGGAAACGAGCUUUCUCCUCGCCAGAGAAGCUCCAGCCCGGACGCUCUUCUGGAAAGGCCAUCAGUGGCGGGCUCGGUCCUCUCUCCUCUCAGUCGCGGCCCGGCCGAGGCCACCAGGGGGCGCCCAGUCAGGCGCUCCUCGCGCGCUGCCCCGACGGCCGGCGGCGGCAGCGGCGGGCUUUGCGCCUCCCUCGCCAUGCCACCUCCUGGCAGGCGGGCGGGCGGCGCGCGCAGAGCGAGGCGCGGGGGCGGCGGCGGCCAGAGGUAGCCCGGCGAGGCUCCCAGCGGCGCCUUUCAAGCUCCUCGGUGCCGCCGCUUGGGACUUCUGAGGAGAGAGCGCGAGCGGCUGCCGGGAGGAUGUGGAGGCGGCGGCGGAGGCUGCUGCUGGUGCCGCUGCUGCCGCUGCUCGGUUCGUCGUCGUCGUCGGCGCCUUGGUGCGGGCGCUGCGCUGCAGGCGGCGGCGCGCUGCUCUCGCUGCUGCUGCUCCUGGCGCCGCUGGCCGGGACGCUGCGCGCCUUCAACCUGGACCAGGAGAAGCUCGCCGUCUACGGCGGCCCCGACGGCAGCUACUUCGGCUACGCGCUGGAUUUUUACAGCCCUGCGCCCCACGCAGUAAGUGUCCUAGUCGGAGCUCCGAAGGCCAACACUACCCAACCAGACAUCGUGGAAGGAGGAGCAGUCUACCAUUGCCCUUGGCCAGCCGCUGAAUGUAAACAGAUCCCAUUUGAUGGCACAAACAACAGAAAAAUCAAGGUCAAUGGCACGAGGGAGCCCAUUGAGUUUAAAUCCAAGCAGUGGUUUGGAGCAACAGUCAGAGCUCAUAAAGGAAAAGUUGUGGCCUGUGCUCCCCUGUAUCACUGGAGGACCCUGAGGGCGAUCCCUGAAAAGGAUCCCGUUGGCACCUGCUAUGUAGCAAUUCAGAAUUUCAGCGCCUAUGCUGAGUACUCUCCUUGCCGCAACGACAAUCCGGAUCCUGAGGGGCAAGGUUACUGUCAAGCAGGAUUCAGCUUAGACUUUUACAAGAAUGGAGACCUCAUACUAGGGGGACCUGGAAGUUUUUAUUGGCAAGGCCAGAUUAUCACAAGUAGCAUAGCCGAUAUUAUCACAGACUACUCCUUCAAAAAUAUUAUGAAGAAGCUAAGCCGAGAAAAACAAACUGGAGUGGCGCCGUCAAUAUACGACGACAACUAUCUGGGAUACUCAGUGGCUGCUGGUGAGUUUACUGCAGAUUUUCAACAAGAGCUGGUAGCUGGAGUCCCAAGAGGCGCACAGAACUUUGGCUAUGUUUCGAUUAUAAACUCCACAGAUUUGACCUUUAUUCAGAAUUUCACCGGUGAACAGAUGGCAUCUUACUUUGGAUACACGGUUGCAGUGUCAGAUGUUAACAAUGAUGGGUUGGAUGACAUCCUAGUCGGUGCUCCCCUCUUUAUGGAGCGUGAAUUUGAGAGCAAUCCUAAGGAGGUUGGGCAGGUGUAUCUCUACCUACAAGAGAGUGCCUUGUACUUCAGAGAACCUCAAGUGCUGUCUGGCACUGAGGUGUUCGGCAGAUUUGGCAAUUCCAUUGCACAUCUCGGAGAUCUAAACCAGGAUGGAUUUAAUGACAUUGCAAUAGGAGCACCAUUUGCUGGAGAAGAUAGAAGGGGGAAGGUCCUCAUUUUCAAUGGAGCUAAUAAUGGGUUAAAUCCUAAACCUUCCCAGGUUCUCCGCGGUAUGUGGGCCUCCCAAUCGAUGCCUGCGGGAUUUGGUUUUACACUGAGAGGAGACUCCGACAUAGACAAGAAUGAUUACCCAGAUUUGAUUGUAGGUGCAUUUGGAGCUGGCAAGGUAGUUGUUUACAGAGCGAGGCCGGUGGUGACAGUCGACGCGCAGCUCUUGCUUACCCCGGUGAUUGUAAAUCCGGAAAAUAAAACCUGCCAGCUUCCUGGCUCAGUGACUUUGGUGGCUUGUUUUACUGUAACCAUCUGUGUGACUUUUGAAGGUCCAGGCAUUUCAGAAAAAAUAGCUCUGAGAGCUGAACUCCAGCUAGAUGUGUUAAAAGUGAAAGGCGCUGUUAAGCGUGCCCUCUUGCUUGAUUAUCAUCAGCCCCAGCAUAUCUUCCUCUUCACAAUAGACAGGCAGAAGCGGCUCACUUGCAAGGACUUUGUGGUUUAUCUCAGAGAUGAAACUGAAUUCCGAGAUAUGUUGUCUCCAAUCAGCAUUAGUUUGAACUACAGCUUGGAUGAAUCCACCUUUUCAGAUGGUUCAGCUGUGAACCCAAUAUUGAACUAUUACCAAGAAAACUACAUCGGGGAGCAGGCUUACAUUCUUGUGGAUUGUGGAGAAGACAACGUGUGCAUUCCUGACUUGAAACUUUCCGCUGUGCCGGAUAGAGAUCAGAUCAUAAUUGGGGAGGAAAACUGCGUCACGCUCAUGAUCAACUCAAGAAAUGAAGGCGAAGGGGCCUAUGAGGCUGAGCUCCAUAUUAAGAUACCCCCAGAGGCAGAUUACACCGGUGUCGAGCGUAACAGCAAGGCCUUGCGCGUGCUGAGCUGCGAUUACAAGAUGGAAAAUGAAACUAGAAUGGUGAUUUGUGACCUCGGGAACCCCAUGGCAGCUGGAACAAAUUUUUCUACAGGCAUCCGGUUUACCGUUCAACGUUUUGAAAAUGCUGAAUUCAGCAUCCAGUUUGAACUGCAAGUGAGAAGUUCCAACAAGGUUAAUCCCAACAGUAAUCUGGUUGACCUUCAGAUUGACAUAAGUGCAGUAGCUCAAGUACAGGUCAGAGGAGUCUCCCAUCCUCCACAAAUCGUUUUGCCCAUUCAUAACUGGGAACCAAAGGAUGAACCUACUAAAGAAGAUGAGAUUGGACCUUUGGUGGAGCACAUAUACCAGUUGCAGAACAUUGGGCCAAGUGCCAUCAAUGAUACAGUCUUGUAUGUGGAAUGGCCAGUUCUGAGCAGAAAGGAAUUCCUUCUUUACAUCCUUCACAUUCAGACACAUGGACCACUGCAAUGUCAAACAAGCUCUGCAAUCAAUAGUUUGGAAAUAAAGUUUGCUGUCCCAGAGGACACUCCAGAACUCGCUGCUUUUUUGCGCAACUCCUCCAUUCCCCACUAUGUUGGACGGAGGGAAGCCAAAGUGGUGGAGCAUCAAAAGAACUCUGCAAAAGUUCUGAAUUGCACAAAUGUGGAGUGUUUGGUGAUAACUUGUUCAGUGGGUCUCUUAGAAAGAGGGAAAAGUGCUGCACUGAAAAUACGGUCUCGUUUGUGGGCUUCAACAUUUCUACAGAGGAAAAAUGACCACUACUCUCUUUCCGUCAAUGUGUCAUUCGAAGUAAAGAAGAUGCCGUACAAAGUUCAGCCAACAAAACUCCCUGAAGGAAGCCUAGCAACCAAAACAUCUGUUAUUUGGGCUACUCCAAACAUUUCCUUUAUAAUCCCGCUGUGGGUUAUAAUAUUAGCCAUACUCCUUGGACUGCUGGUUUUGGCUAUGUUGACCUUAGCAUUGUGGAAGUGCGGCUUCUUUGACAGAGCGAGGCCCCCUCGAGAUGACAUGGCUGACAGGGUGCAACUGACAAGUGACAAGACUACUGACACAUAGGAAGAGGAGAGUCCUCCUGGUCAAGAGCAGAAAAGUACAACAGAUUCCACUUACCGGGAACUUUCUUGCCAAGAUGUGGUCAUAAUCUGAACUAUGCAGUGUUCUACGUAUUCACUACAUAAAUGACCUUAGAUGGGAAGACGAGAACAAUGAUCACUGCCUCAAAAACAUAACCAGCUGAUGAGCAGCAAAGAGAGAGAGAGAGAGAGUUUUAUUUAAACAAAAGAUCACUUGAGUCAUUCACACGUGGAUGGCAUUAGAAGCACUCCUGUAGUCUGGACCAUGUGGUGAUGAAACGCCUAUGUUGCUGUAUGGCUUAAAGACAAAAUGUUCAAACUCUACUGUAUCAUGACAUAAUGUUGUGGUGCCUCCCUAAGGAUAGGAAUUUCUAUGAAACUCUGGCUCAGGGAGACAAGCAAUAUUGUUGGUACUGUGAAAGUACUUCUGACAAGCAAAAGUAGCCUUUAAAAACACUUUCCAUAAGCGAGGCACAAUUAUUUAUUUUUCCAUCUUUUUGUAGGCUGGGCAUCCUAACCAAAAUAGGCUCUGAAGUUUUAUACUGAUGAUAACAUUACUUUGCAUGUAAAUAGAGUGGAUGUAUCCUGCACAUUCCAUAUACCAGUUAUAAGAGUCGGGACGGAAGCAAAAGUAUAUAUUAUUUUAUAGGAUGGAGUGUAUGAUAAAGAAUUGCAGAAUCACAGGCCUGGGAAGUGACCCUGAAGAUUAUAGUUCAACCCUGAACCCUAAGGAACAUGACAUAGAAACUUCCAUUUAUUUAAUCGCCCCACACCGUGGACAUAGCAGAUUAAGGUUACCCACUAUAUCCUGAUCGUCAAACAAAGAGAGGUCUGCCGUCCCAUGUUAGAGACACAGAGUGCAGUCCUAUACUCACAUGAAAGUCUGGAACUUACUCCCAACAAAGCCUAUAUAGGAUUGCAGCCUAAUUGUAGAAAAGACAGUAGUAAAUUGUGCAUAUUCAAGUACCUAAUACAAUCCUGUUACUGCUAGUAAGGUGAACUAAGAAGGGCAAUGGCUCAAUGACAGAGCAGUUGCUUUGCAUGCAGAAGGUCCCAAGUUUAAUCCCUGACAUUUGCAGUUAGGACUGGGAGUGUCCCCUGUCUGAAAAUCUGGAGAAUUGCUGUUUAUCACUGUAGAUAAUACUGGGCUCGAUGGGCCAAUUGUUUGACUGGGCAGCUUCCUGUGAUCCUAAGCCACAUACAAUAAGGUGAGGCAAAGUGGGGGGAAAUCAGCUGGCCAACCUGAUUUGGGAGAAAACAUCCAAUGUAAAUUAAACGAAAUCAAUUACCGGUAAGCCUUUGUUGCAAAACAAACCCCAUUCACCAACCUUUCUUAAGGAAAGUUCAGCUUGGGCUCACUAGCGCACGUGAGCUUCCAACAGCCAGCAUCUGCUUCCAAUUGAAACAACCACUGAUGAUUCAAAGUGAAGAAGAUGUAAAGUGAAAGAAAACCUCCCCUAAUCCUAGUGUGGCACAUCUGUAGAACAGAUUAAAAAUUACCUUUAUAAAUGCAUCCAGAUCUACCGGUAGUUUGAAACCAACGUAAAGGUCGUGUCUUUCUUUUUUGCUCCCAUAGCUUUCCUAAGGAAGUUCCAUACUUUUAGAUAUUUAGCGAACCAUUUGGAGACACUUGGACUUAUAACAACCCAUUCCAGCAAGUCUCUUUUGAACAUCAGAGCUCCUGUGCAUGUGUAGGGAACUCCUGCACAUGGAAUGGUUUCCCAUUGAUUUCAAUGGAGAGGGCUAACCUGUGUGCAUUCCUUUUCAUGUGUGGAAACAAGCAGGGUGCCACUGAGAAGAACCGGGACAUGGCUCAUGGAGGAGCACCAUGUACACGCCUAGUUUCUGAAUUGCAAUGAUCUUUUUUAUUAUUAUCCACGGUUGACUUUUGUUUUCCCGUUGUCUCUUACAAAUUUAUCUAGCAUUAGUCCUGUUUGGACUAGUUUAGGCCCAUUAAUUUCAGCACGGCAAUCACUGGACCUCAUCCAGGAAGAUUUCCAAGGUGUUCCUAUAAACAUGAUCUUUCAUAAUAGCCACCAGUCCAUAGACUUUGGAAUGGCUGGACCAGAUUAGCUUCCACUCAUAUGGUGAACCUUGCUUAAAACUGAAAGCAUUGGGGCAAAUUUGUUUUUUUAAAAAAAAUAUCUGCAUGAGGUUUUGAACUUCCUGUACCUUCUAUACUCAUAUCAUUUGAAUCCACAAGUAAAAUGCUGAAUGUAAAUAUUAACAUUGCUCACUUUCUUGCCUUCUCCCUGCCUGGCUUGUUGAAUUCAUGUUUAGCACACUAUGGCCCAGAUUCAAUCGUUCCCAUUAUCCUAAUUGUUGCCUUGCCAAAACCCAAACUACUAUUGCCAGAGACUGGGAAGAACAAACGGACAAUUUGCUCCUGAACCCCUCAUCCAAUUAACUGUUGAGCUAUGUUUUUACAGAGAACCAUUCAGGGGGCAGGGGGCAGUUCUUGGUAGAAACAAGGCAGGGCAGUGAAAAUGAGGGCUUCCUCUUGCUACAACCAUUUUUACUUCUCUUAUGCACUCAUAAUAUGCAGAGGAUGAUUGCCUCAGGUAUCAAAACCAUGCUGCAGAUUUCUACACCAUUGCCAGCUUAUUCACAUAUCCACCCUUGGAAAAGAAGUGAGUUGUAUCUCUUUUCUAAAUGCUGAAUUAUUGACUUAAAACCAUAGUUUAUCCAGAAUGGUGACUUGGUUGAACACCUACACAUUGACUACAGAUGGAUGAAACAUCAUUAGGAAAUGCGGAUGAUAUUUUUUUUCUAUGUGCAAUACUUUAUAUUAUCUAUGUACCUGGCGCUUGUUUACACUGGCAUUUGCGAUUCUCUGAAAACUUUUGAAUAUAUUGAUUAACAACCAAAUAAAAAAAAUAACUUCCCUGCCUUA
Molecule: messenger RNA, 6668 nt
Organism: Zootoca vivipara (common lizard)
Lineage: Eukaryota; Metazoa; Chordata; Lepidosauria; Squamata; Lacertidae
Gene: ITGA8
Product: integrin subunit alpha 8
Biological process (GO): cell adhesion mediated by integrin; cell-matrix adhesion; cell-cell adhesion
Cellular component (GO): integrin complex; external side of plasma membrane
Molecular function (GO): integrin binding
Source: RefSeq, a predicted model, not a curated record